CACAGCCCCGCGCUGCCAAAGGACGCGGCCGCCUCCGGCCCACAGUGCACCGCGGCGCCAAGAUGGCGGCGCCCAGUGAGGGCCGGCCUGGCCGCGGCGCCUCGACGUUCCCCGGCACUGAAGGCGGCCCUUUUGCUUUUCAUUUCACUGUCCCUCCCGGGGCUGCCGGCUCCGGAGCGGAGGAGCAACCUAAGAAGCCUUGCAGGGCCUGUACGGAUUUCAAGAGCUGGCUCCGCGAGCAGAGGAAGCAGGCGACGGCGAGCGGCGUGGCAGCGGUGGAGGAGAAGGAGCCGCCCCCCAACUGCCCCCUGGACAGCGAGCAGCUGGGCCGCAGCACCUGGGCCUUCCUGCACACCAUGGCGGCCUACUACCCUGAGCGCCCCUCGGGCACCCAGCAGCAGGAGAUGAGGGACUUCAUCCACCUCUUCUCCAAGUUCUACCCGUGUGAGCACUGCGCUGAGGAUCUGAGGGAAAGAUUGCGAACAAAUCAGCCUGAUACUAGCAACAGAAAUAACUUCUCCCAGUGGUUAUGCGUUCUUCACAAUGAAGUGAACAGGAAACUGGGCAAAUCUGAAUUUGACUGCUCUCGUGUGGAUGAGCGCUGGCGAGAUGGUUGGAAAGAUGGUAGUUGUGAUUAAUUCAUAGGGGUCUGCUUUGGAAAUCCAACAGAUUCUCUCUGGUGUUGAGUCACAUGUAGAGAUGGGCAAGUAAAUAUGUGUGAGCGUGUGUGUGCAUGGCUGAGAUAACUUGUGGAAAUAAAGGUGGAACCAAUUCUGAAAGCCAA
Molecule: messenger RNA, 784 nt
Organism: Lagopus muta (rock ptarmigan)
Lineage: Eukaryota; Metazoa; Chordata; Aves; Galliformes; Phasianidae
Gene: GFER
Product: growth factor, augmenter of liver regeneration
Exons: 3
Coding region: 63-638 (191 amino acids)
Biological process (GO): liver development
Cellular component (GO): mitochondrion
Molecular function (GO): flavin adenine dinucleotide binding; flavin-dependent sulfhydryl oxidase activity
Source: RefSeq, a predicted model, not a curated record